This is a messenger RNA of Melampsora larici-populina 98AG31, 501 nucleotides long. RefSeq lists its product as uncharacterized. NCBI's taxonomy places the organism in Eukaryota, Fungi, Basidiomycota, Pucciniomycetes, Pucciniales, Melampsoraceae. The transcript is spliced from 2 exons. The coding region runs from base 1 to 501 and encodes 166 amino acids. The record is from RefSeq and is a predicted model, not a curated record.
AUGAGACAUAGGGCUAAAUUGAUAAGGUUGAUACAUCGGAAGCCAGUUGAACCGGAGGCCGAGGUACCCGAGAAGAUAUUGCAGAAAAUGCACGUUAGUGCAAACAAUCACUCUCUUGUCAAUUCUCAUUCGAUGCAACGAGCCGCUUCUAUGCCACCGGCUGUUCCUAUUCCUUGGGAUCCCAGUGCGAUGGACGUCGAUAUCAAUGCUGUGGCAUCUCGACACCCUUUUCCACCUUUACCGACUGGUGUUUCUUUUAGAUCUUUUGUCAAAUUUUGUCACAAUCGAAAAUUGUGUCAUCGGUGCCUCAAAGCUUACAACUCCACUCAUAAGGGUCCUGACGGUAAAGGCAUCGGUUGUCCAAAUCUUCCACCUCGAACUACUCAAGAAAUCGAAUUGUUCAUGCAGAAGCAUCAAUCACAAGUUUCAACUCCUUCUAAUUCUCAAACCCCGGUAUUUGUUCAGAGGCCAUCAGAGCUACUGCUUGUCGUUCUUCAAUAG